AUUUCAGCAACCACAACGCCGUGACCAAAAAGCCUCCAUCUUUCAAUCUCCAGUUAUCUUCUUCUCUUUCGUCUAUUCCAGCUUUUUAGUUGAUUCUUCAGUGACCCAUGAAUUCAAUAUGCAUUGCAUAGAUAUAUCUAAUGUAAUAUGAUUUGGGUUCAGAAGGGUAUAUGGUUUCGUGAUCAAGUUCGUGCCAGGUCUUAUUCCAAGUAGAUUUUUAGGGUUUUUGUUGCCUCCAAUCGAAUUCAUUAACGAGUUGAUUUGUAUCUACAUUCUGGGCAAAAUGUCGGAUGACAUGCUUCUGCAUUUCUCUUCGAACAAUUCAAGUCAGUCUGAUCACUCUCAGGCUUCUAAGAUGAGGAAGCUCGAAGCUCGGUUGAUCGGUAAAUCUCCUUCCAUAUCUACUAAUCAUGGUUCAUCGCCGUCUGUGGCAAGACUUGGGGUUGAUGCUCAAGGAUUCUCCGAGCAAUCACUUUCUAGCGAUUCUGAUGAUGAUAAUGGAGAGGAAUAUCAUAUUCGGGCAAACGUUCAGAAGCGCAAGAAUCCUGAUGAAGAUGAGAAUAUGUCUUCCUUUGAAGAUAUUGAGGUUGCAGUUGGCAUGGGGCAAGCUACUACGGAGAGCUUGAGCAAGACAGGAAGUGAAGGAAAUAGGAAAAGACAAAGCCGCGGGAGGGGAAAUAGCACAACUGGUAGGGGUCGUGGUGCCAGAGCUAAUGGUCAGAUGAAAACACAAAAUUCUUCAGCAGUUGUCAUGUCUUUAAAUGGACAGCUUGAGAAUGCAUAUUACAAGGAUGUCUGUUCAAAAGAGCGAGUUGGUGGUGAUAAUGCCUCUUUACUAGAGGUGGAAGUUGUCUCUUUACGUGCAAAAACUACAGCACUAGAGGAGAAACUGAAGAGAUCAUGCCAAGAGGCAUCUGAGUAUCAGCAACAAAUCCACCAACUAGAAAGGGAGCUCAAGGACAUUAAAGAUUAUGAGCAACAAACGAAGCCGAAGAGAACAAAAAUAUUAUCUGAUCUAUUGAUAUCUGUUUCAAAAUCUGAGAGACAAGAAGCAAGGUUGAAAGUAAGGCAAGAUUCUUUGAGGCUUGGCAAUGUAGGUGUGAUCAGAGCUGGAACAAUCAUAUCUGAGACAUGGGAAGAUGGUCCGGCACUUAAAGAUCUUAAUACUCACCUUAAACAAUUGUUGGAAAUGAAAGAAGCUGUUGAGCGUCAGCGAAAAUCAUUGAAGAAACGACAGUCAGACAAGAGUGAAGGGCCAGAUGUAGAAUCAGGGUCUCAAGAGGAAGAUUUUCUUGUCCAAGAUGAAAUAUACAAAUCUCGCCUUGCAAGCAUCAAACGCGAGGAAGAUACCAUAUUUCGUGAAAGGGAUCGUUAUGAUUUGGAGAAGACAAGACUUAUCCGAGAAAUGAAACGCAUACGAGAUGAAGAUGGUUCUCGUUUCAAUAGUUUCCCUAUUUUGAACAAUCGAUAUGCCCUGCUGAAUCUUCUUGGAAAAGGAGGAUUUAGUGAAGUCUACAAGGCCUAUGAUUUGGUAGAGCAGAGAUAUGUCGCAUGUAAGCUUCAUGGUCUGAAUGCUCAAUGGAGUGAGGAGAAAAAGCAAAGUUACAUGCGACAUGCAAUUCGGGAGUACAAUAUUCACAAGACUUUGGUGCAUAAUCACAUCGUUCGGCUCUGGGACAUUUUUGAAAUUGACCAAAAUGCAUUCUGUACCAUCCUGGAGUACUGCAGUGGCAAAGAUCUUGAUGCUGUUCUUAAAGCAACACCUGUUUUGCCGGAGAGAGAAGCUCGGAUAAUCAUUGUUCAAAUUUUCCAGGGCCUUGUUUACUUGAAUAAAAGAACACAAAAGAUCAUCCAUUAUGAUUUGAAGCCUGGAAAUGUUUUGUUUGAUAUGUAUGGUGUGGCUAAAGUUACCGAUUUUGGCCUUAGCAAGAUAGUGGAGGAUGAUGUUGGAUCUCAAGGCAUGGAACUCACUUCUCAGGGUGCUGGAACAUAUUGGUAUCUGCCUCCAGAAUGUUUUGAAUUAUACAAGACUCCACUAAUAUCAUCAAAGGUUGAUGUUUGGUCAGCUGGUGUUCUACUAUACCAGAUGCUAUUCGGCAAACGUCCUUUUGGACAUGACCAAACUCAGGAGAGAAUAUUACGCGAAGACACCAUCAUAAAAGCUAGGAAAGUGGAUUUUCCCACAAGACCGUCUGUGUCAAAUGAGGCGAAAGAAUUUAUUAGGCGAUGUCUAUCUUACAACCAGGCAGAUAGACCAGAUGUUUUGACCAUUGCCCAAGAUCCAUACAUUACUUAUGCAAAGAAGUAGUAAACAGCCAGUAUUGUUACAUAAUUGACCUUUUUUUUAAAAAGGUGAACAAAAUAAAACGAUGAUAGUUUAUAUAUACAUAUAUGUAAGCUGUGUUACUUGUAGCCUUUGUUCUAUCCUCCUGCAUUCUUUCACCUAGAAAUUUGGUGUUGAAUUUUGCAGCGUGGUUUGUACUUUGACGAGACAGGGAAAUCGGAUUUCUAGUUUGUUGUUUGUUUGUAUAGAUUUGAUUGAGGUUGUGUGGUUUUCUUUAUAAUGUUUCUCAAAUUCAAAUUAAAACUUUAAUGACAUUUCUUGACAUUAUUUAUUGUGUUAGUUUAUUAUAUGAUUCAAAUUAUGUCUU
Messenger RNA from Impatiens glandulifera, 2651 nucleotides. Its product is annotated as serine/threonine-protein kinase TOUSLED. The record is from RefSeq and is a predicted model, not a curated record. Gene Ontology annotation, molecular function: ATP binding; protein serine/threonine kinase activity. Gene Ontology annotation, cellular component: nucleus. Gene Ontology annotation, biological process: peptidyl-serine phosphorylation; chromosome segregation; intracellular signal transduction. The transcript is spliced from 16 exons. Lineage: Eukaryota; Viridiplantae; Streptophyta; Magnoliopsida; Ericales; Balsaminaceae. Bases 284 to 2308 code for a protein of 674 amino acids.